This is a messenger RNA of Cynara cardunculus var. scolymus (artichoke), 2825 nucleotides long. RefSeq names its product protein transport protein Sec24-like At4g32640. Bases 1 to 2502 code for a protein of 833 amino acids. NCBI's taxonomy places the organism in Eukaryota, Viridiplantae, Streptophyta, Magnoliopsida, Asterales, Asteraceae. Gene Ontology annotation, cellular component: endoplasmic reticulum exit site; COPII vesicle coat. The record is from RefSeq and is a predicted model, not a curated record. Gene Ontology annotation, molecular function: SNARE binding; zinc ion binding. Gene Ontology annotation, biological process: COPII-coated vesicle cargo loading; endoplasmic reticulum to Golgi vesicle-mediated transport; intracellular protein transport. The transcript has 24 exons.
AUGAGUGCUGAUAGCGAAAGUAGAAUUGGUGUGGGGGCGAUGACUGUGUUGAAGAAAUCUGAAGAAAUGAUGAAUGUGCUACCUCCACCGGUUUCUGGUUCUGCUCAACCGCCAAGAAUGUUCGGCAUGGCUUCACCACUUCCUAAUCAACAAGCAAUGGCUACAAUAUCACCUACUAUGGGGCCUGCUGGAGCUGCAGGUACUGGACUGUCAAGGAUUGAUCCUAACCAAAUUCCACGCCCUAUACCAAACUCCUCUGUGCUUUUGCAUGAGACUCGCCAUGGAAACCAGGCAAAUCCUCCACCGCCUGCUACAAGCGAAUUCAUCGUAAGGGAUACUGGAAAUUGUAGUCCCCGGUACAUGAGGUGUACUAUUAAUCAGAUUCCUUGCACUUCUGAUCUUUUGACCACGUCUGGCAUGCAAUUGGCUUUGUUGGUCCAGCCCUUUUCCCUUCCUCAUCCAUCUGAGGAGCCUAUCCAAAUUGUGGAUUUUGGUGAAAGUGGACCAGUUCGUUGUUCCCGUUGCAAAUGCUACAUUAAUCCAUUCAUGAAGUUUGUUGAUCAGGGAAAACGAUUUAUCUGUAACCUCUGUGGUUUCACGGAUAAAACUCCCCGUGAAUAUCAGUGCAAUCUAGGUCCAGAUGGCAGGCGGAGAGAUGCUGAUGAAAGGCCUGAGCUAUGUAGAGGAACAGUUGAAUUUGUUGCUACAAGAGAAUAUCUGGUGCGUGAGCCAAUGCCAGCUAUCUUUUUCUUUCUCAUUGAUGUAUCAAUGAACGCCAUACAUACUGGUGCUACAGCAGGAGCUUGCAGCGCUAUCAGCCGGGUUAUUGCUGAUCUCCCGGAGGGUCCUCUGACACUGGUGGGAAUUGCUACAUUUGACUCGACCAUCCAUUUUUACAAUCUGAAACGUGCAUUGCAGCAGCCAUUGAUGUUCAUAGUUCCUGACAUACAAGAUGUUUACACUCCUCUCCCCACUGAUGUUAUUGUUCAACUUUCUGAGUGUCGUCAGCAUCUAGAUCUGUUGCUGGAAAGCAUCCCAACUAUGUUCCAGAAUAAUAAAAUGGCUGAUUCAGCUUUUGGUGCUGGGAUGCAGGGUGCUUUUUUGGCGAUGAAGAGUACAGGAGGCAAACUUCUGGUAUUUCAAUCAGUCUUGCCUUCUAUUGGCAUUGGGGCUCUUUCUGCUAGAGAGGCUGAAGGAAGAAGUAAUAUAUCUUCCGGAGAGAAGGAAGCUCAUAGAUUACUUCAACCAGUAGACAGAACUUUAAAGACAAUGGCUAUUGAAUUUGCAGAGUACCAGGUUUCUGUUGAUGUAUUUAUUACCACGCAAAGUUAUGUGGACAUUGCUUCAAUCUCUGUUGUCCCAAGGACGACUGGAGGGCAGAUGUACUAUUAUCACCCCUUUUCUGCUCUUUCCGAUCCUGCAAAACUCUACAAUGAUCUUAGAUGGAAUGUCACAAGGCCACAAGGUUUUGAAGCAGUGAUGCGUGUUAGAUGCAGCCAGGGUGUUCAAGUACACGAAUACACUGGAAAUUUCUGUAAACGCAUUCCCACAGAUAUCGAUUUACCUGCGAUUGAUUGUGACAAAUCGAUAAUGGUAACCUUGAAACAUGAUGAUAAAAUGCAGGAUGGCACAGAAUGUUCUUUCCAGUGUGCACUUCUAUAUACUACUGUGUAUGGGCAAAGAAGAAUACGUGUCUCCACCUUGUCUUUGCCAUGUACAACCAUGCUGAGUAAUCUUUUCCGUUCAGCUGAUUUAGAUACCCAAUUUUCAUGUUUUCUAAAGCAAGCGGCAUUAGAAAUCCCUUUCGUCCCAUUACCGCAACUAAGGGAACAAGUGACCAAUCUUUGCAUCUACAUUCUUCAUUCUUAUCGCAAAUUUUGUGCAACUGUGUCAUCGUCAGGACAGUUGAUACUUCCAGAGGCACUCAAGCUGUUGCCCCUUUACACCCUUGCUUUAAUUAAAAGUAUUGGGUUGCGAAGUGAUGGGCGUAUAGAUGAUCGUUCAUUCUGGAUCAGUUAUGUUUUCCCUCUCUCUACCCAAUUGACAAUCCCUCUUGUGUACCCCAGAAUGAUAAGCAUUCAUGACCUUAAUUCAAAGGAAACAGAUGGCGUUAUUCCUCCUGCUAUUCCACUCUGUAGUGAGCACGUGAGUGACGAUGGAAUCUAUCUUCUCGAAAAUGGCAAAGAUUGCUUAAUUUAUAUCGGGAACUCUGCAGAUCCCAAUAUAAUGGGGAAACUGUUUGGCAUUUCCUCCAUUGAUGAAAUUCCAAGCCAGUUUGUAUUGCAGCAGUACGAUAAUCCUUUGUCAAAGAAGCUAAACGAGGUCGUAAAUGAGAUAAGGAGCCAAAGAUGUAACUACCUUCGCUUGAGAUUAUGCAAGAAGGAAGAUCCAUCAGGAAUGUUGUUCUUCUCGUAUAUGGUGGAAGACAAAUCUCCACAUGGUCUGUCCUACGUUGAGUUCCUUGUACACGUCCAUCGACAAAUUCAAAGCAUAAUGAAUUGAUGUUAUUUAUGCAAGUGCGGUCUCCUUCAAUUAUGUUUACAAAUUCCGGUAGUCCUUGCACAAGCCAAGAUGAAGCAAAGUUUUGAGAUCCCUUUUAGUUUCGAUAGAUGGCUUCCAUUUGAAACUUGUGAAUUUGUAGCAUAAAGUAAAUAAAUCUCGCCUCGAUUCGAGCUAUUUUACCACCUUUUGUGGUAUGUAUAAACAGGGCCUUGUUCAAAAAUAUAUGCCCAAAUUAAUCCCGGCCAAAUUAUGAUUAUAAGAUACCAAUUCUGAUAAAUCUUAGUGGCCUCGACUAUAUCCCAUAACCUCUUUUCAGUGAGCAA